AUCAGAAAGUAAUCCGAAAGAUCCGAAUAAUCCUGAAUCAUACCCAAUUGCCGAAAGAUCAGAAAGUAAUCCGAAAGAUCCGAAUAAUCCUGAAUCAUACCCAAUUGCCGAAAGAUCAGAAAGUAAUCCGAAAGAUCCGAAUAAUCCUGAAUCAUACCCAAUUGCCGAAAGAUCAGAAAGUAAUCCGAAAGAUCCGAAUAAUCCUGAAUCAUAUCCAAUAGCCGAAAGAUCAGAAAGUAAUCCGAAGGAUCCGAAUAAUCCUGAAUCAUAUCCAAUUGCCGAAAGAUCCGAUUGCCGAUACCCUGACUCCGAAUCGAAUUCGAAACCUGCAUCAUAUCCAAUUGCCGAAAGGACCUGCUAA
Molecule: messenger RNA, 361 nt
Organism: Funneliformis mosseae
Lineage: Eukaryota; Fungi; Glomeromycota; Glomeromycetes; Glomerales; Glomeraceae
Source: the annotation of a GenBank genome assembly